AUGUCCACGUCAACCAACGACGCCGUUAAAGGCGGCGAGCAACCAGCCAAACCGCCGACUCGAUUUGCUACGAACCCUCCGACCGACGACGCGACCGACGGCGGUGCUCUGGCGGAUGACCGCCUCCGCUCCUACUUUGCCAGUUACAGCGCAGGCACUCCGUCGUCCCGCGGUCAAGAACCGGGGCCCGGGCCCUCCCCUGACAUUGCCGAGCUCGAGGCCGACAUGGCCGCGUUCAGGGACAUUGCCAACGCCCCCGCCGGUGACCUUGCUAACCCAGAAGUCUAA
Messenger RNA from Scedosporium apiospermum, 288 nucleotides. RefSeq lists its product as uncharacterized. The record is from RefSeq and is a predicted model, not a curated record. The transcript has 2 exons. The coding region runs from base 1 to 288 and encodes 95 amino acids. Lineage: Eukaryota; Fungi; Ascomycota; Sordariomycetes; Microascales; Microascaceae.